Messenger RNA from Galeopterus variegatus (Sunda flying lemur), 995 nucleotides. RefSeq names its product PRKR interacting protein 1 (IL11 inducible) (gene PRKRIP1). Gene Ontology annotation, cellular component: nucleolus. The record is from RefSeq and is a predicted model, not a curated record. Gene Ontology annotation, biological process: negative regulation of protein kinase activity. The coding region runs from base 50 to 607 and encodes 185 amino acids. NCBI's taxonomy places the organism in Eukaryota, Metazoa, Chordata, Mammalia, Dermoptera, Cynocephalidae. Gene Ontology annotation, molecular function: protein kinase binding; double-stranded RNA binding; protein kinase inhibitor activity. The transcript is spliced from 6 exons.
AUACACGCGCGCCGCCCACGCCGCUCCCGGAGGCAGCAGGCAGGCUGUCAUGGCGAGCUCAGCCGCCUCGUCGGUGAGACCGCCAAGACCCAAGAAAGAGCCUCAGGCGCUCGUCAUCCCCAAGAAUGCGGCGGAGGAGCAGAAGCUUAAGCUGGAGCGGCUCAUGAAGAACCCGGACAAAACAGUUCCAAUUCCAGAAAAAAUGAGUGAAUGGGCACCUAGACCUCCUCCAGAAUUUGUCCGAGAUGUAAUGGGUUCAAGUGCUGGGGCCGGCAGUGGAGAGUUCCAUGUGUACAGGCAUCUGCGCCGGAGAGAAUACCAACGACAGGACUACAUGGAUGCCAUGGCUGAAAAGCAAAAAUUGGAUGCAGAGUUUCAAAAGAGACUGGAAAAGAAUAAAAUCGCUGCAGAGGAGCAGACUGCAAAGCGUCGGAAAAAGCGCCAGAAGUUAAAAGAGAAGAAAUUGUUAGCAAAGAAGAUGAAACUUGAACAGAAGAAACAAAAAGAAGGAUCCAGUGAGUCUCAGGAGCAACAGUCCAGCAGCUCUGAGGAGGCGUCUGGAACAGAGGAGGAGGAAGAAGAGCCCAGCUUUAUCAUGGGACGAUGACAACGUUUGCGGCAGCAGCCGUCUAGAGCCUGGUCACUCUGUGACCAGGGCCUCAGAAAACCCUCACCGUGCCCAGAAGGGAAAGGAAGCUCUGUUUCAGCCGGCUCCCUCCCAGGACUGCCUGGGUAGACAGCAAAUGGGAGCCCCUCUCGAGCUGCUCACAGUCCUGCCUUUCAGCGGGACUUGGAGCCUGAGGGACAGAGGGACUGUCUCCUGGACACUCGAGGGCACUGCCUAGCAGAGUUCAUCCACGUUCCUGCUAAAAGGGAAAGGGUGCUCUGCUGCUGGUGCCUGUUCUCACAUAUUCGAACAGUGAUGAAUUUUGGGCUGGUUUCUGUAAAGGGAAAAUUUAUUUAGUAAAGAACAGAAAGCCUUAAGGUUUUGUUCA